AUGGCGCGCACCAUGCUUGUCGGCACGUUGCUGGUGCUGGGGGUGAGUCUGGCGAUGGCGCAGAGCAGCGCGGCCGACGGCGCGACUCGCACCCACUACUUAAGAGCGGAGGCCGUGGAGUGGGACUACGCUCCUUCUGGUAUAAACCAGUGCAAUGGCGCGGACUUCACGGGAGAUGAAGCAAUAUUCACGACGGAAGGGCUGGGCACUGUGUACAAGAAGGCUGUGUUCCGCGAGUACACUGACGCCAGCUUUGCGGAACCGAGGCCGAGGCCGGCGGAGUUUGAACACAUGGGCCUGUUGGGUCCACCUCUGUUUGCGGAGGUGGGAGACACCCUGGAGGUUGUCCUUCGAAACGACCUGCCCUUUGCCAUCAACUUUGAUGUCCAGGGCGUCGUCCUGCAAAAUGGUGUGGUGAACACGGGCGAGGCCUUGACCUAUCGCUGGACGGUGGAAGACAAGCAGGGGCCCACAGAAGAUCAGGCCAGCUCUGUGGUGUGGCUCUAUAGGUCGACUGUGGACCAGCCACAGCAUGCCAAUGCAGGACUGCUUGGUCCUGUUGUGGUUGCAAGGAAAGGUGCAGGAAACGAGGCUGGUCGAGCCAUGGACGUGGAUGCGGAGUAUUUUUUGGUGCUGGAAGUGUGGAAUGAGAAUGACUCCCCCUUCCUGGGGGACAACCUGGCGGGUCGGACAGCAGAAGACUUUGGUCUUGAGGAGGAAGACUUUGAGGAGUCCAACUUGAUGCAUGGGAUCAAUGGCUAUGUGUAUUGCAAUUUGCCGCCUCCACAGUCAGCCGUUGGUGAUGUUGUGCGCUGGCAUGUGGUGGCAGUGGGGAAUGAGGUUGACCUCCACACUGCCCAUUGGCAUGGCCAUACAUUCAACUUUAAUGGAAACCAGAUGGACUCAUUACAUCUCAUUCCGGGCGUGGCCUAUUCUCUGGACAUGACUAUGGACGAUCCUGGAACUUGGCUGCUGCACUGCCAUGUUAAUGACCACAUUCGAGCUGGCAUGAUUAUGACAUACACUGUCACUGGCCAGCUUGCCGAAAUCCAGCGCACUGGUGUCCUUCGAGAAUAUUUUAUUGCAGCAGAGAUGGUCAACUGGGAAUAUGUCCCCGAAAAGAUGAACUUGUGCAGCAAGGAUGGGAUGCCAUUUGGUGAGGAUGAGAAUGUCUUUCUGGAGCGCACAGAGACCACAAUUGGGAGUGAAUAUCUGAAGGCACGGUAUGUGCAGUAUACCGAUGCCUCUUUCGCAACUCCUGUGGAGCGGGAUCCAGAGGAUGCAUACCUGGGGCUCCUGGGCCCCAUUCUCAGGGCGGCCGUUGGUGACACGAUGAAGAUAACGUUCAUGAACAAGAACGUUCUGCACCCUGUCACCGUUCACCCCCAUGGGGUGCUGUAUGAGAAGGAUUCAGAAGGUACGCCUUAUGCAGAUGGCACUUCUGGAGACGACAAGCUUGAUGACUUUGUGGAGCAGAAUCAGACUGUCAUCAUGACAUGGCACGUUGUCGAUCGGGCAGGGCCAGGGAAGAAGGAUGGCAGCUCUGUCCUGUGGAUGUACCAUUCUCAUGUAGACGAGAUUGCUGACACAAACACGGGUCUGGUUGGGGCGCUCAUUGUGACACGAGCGGACGUGGCUGACCCCAAAACCGCCAUGCCCAUGGACGUGGACAGAGAGGUGGUUCUGUUCUUCAGCGUGAUCGAUGAGGCCGAGUCGCUGCUGUUUGACGACAACAUCGCCACAUUCCUGCCCAAUUUGGGGGAAGAUGAGGCAGAAGAGCUGAAGGAGGAUGAGGGCUUCCAAGAAUCGAAUCUCAUGCACCAGAUCAACGGCUUCUUAUACUGCAACCUGCCAAACCUUGUUGUCUCUCAAGGCCAACGUGUGCGGUGGUAUGUCAUGGCUCUGGGAACCGAGGUCGACAUGCACACACCGAACAUGCAGGCGGCAACCUUGGUUGGUCUGGGCGAGCCAGAGGAGACACUGCAGCUCAUUGCAGGUGGCAUGACAGUUGCGGACAGUGUCCCGCGGGUGCCUGGGCGUUUCCAGAUCGCAUGCCGAAUUGCAGACCACAUUGCAGCAGGCAUGGUGGCUGUGUUGACUGUGGAGGCCAGCAACAUGGCAGUCCCCCAGGGCAAUGGUGCUGUACGUACAUACUUCAUUUCGGCGGAUGAGGUGGAUUGGGACUACACGCCCUUUGGUUAUGACGGCUGCACUGGGGAGCCCUUCGACGAAGACCAGCUGGUGUUCACAGAGACAACAGAAACCACCCUGGGCAGCAAAUACAAGAAGGCAGUUUUCAACGCCUACACGGAUGACACAUUCACAGAGCUACUCCCAAAAGACCCCCAGUAUGGCAUUGUGGGUCCACUGAUUGUGGUCGAAGCUGGUGCCACCCUGCGUGUGUUGUUCCGAAACAACCUCACAGAUCAGGAUGCCAAUUUCAAUGUGGGUGGCUUGGUAACUGAGAAUGAGGUAUUGGGGGGAGGUGUUGUGUCCCCGGGAGGCACCCAGCAGUAUGAAUUCAAGGUGCUUGAGGAUGCAGGUCCCUGCAGCGGCUGUGUGCCCAACACUGCCUCCUACAUCUACACCUCCACAGUGGACUUUGUGGCACAGAGCAACGCGGGACUGGUGGGGCCUCUGCUGGUGGCUGCCCCUGGGGCCCUGAAGCCCAAUAGCAGCAUGGUGGAGGGUGUCGAUGGCAUCGUGCCACUGCUGUUCGCCAUCCAGAACGAGAAUGAGAGCCCAUACCUUGAUGAUAACAUUGCAGUGGCUGAGGCACUCCUGAACUCCACGGUUGACACAGAGUCAGAGGAUUUUGAAGAGUCUAACCUUAUGCAUGCCGUCAAUGGUUACCUGUACUGCAACAUGCCCAGGAUCAAGCUGUACAAGGACAGCCUGCUGCAAGUGGUUCUGAUGGGGAUGGGGUCUGAGACUGACAUGCAUGUCCCAAUAUUUUCUGGAGCUCCUUUGGUGCACCGGGGCCAGAACGUGGCUGCUGUGCAGGUGAUGCCUUCAACGAGCUUCGUGGUGGAUCUGACGGCCCCUGUCGGCCCCACGGGCGUGUACGACAUCUACUGCGACGUCCAUGAUCAUUUGUCGGCGGGCAUGCAGGCACAAUAUGUGGUAGCGGACUCAGAAAUACUGUAG
This is a messenger RNA of Ostreobium quekettii, 3147 nucleotides long. The record is from the annotation of a GenBank genome assembly. NCBI's taxonomy places the organism in Eukaryota, Viridiplantae, Chlorophyta, Ulvophyceae, Bryopsidales, Ostreobiaceae.